Molecule: messenger RNA, 885 nt
Organism: Scomber scombrus (Atlantic mackerel)
Lineage: Eukaryota; Metazoa; Chordata; Actinopteri; Scombriformes; Scombridae
Gene: arl16
Product: ADP-ribosylation factor-like 16
Exons: 5
Coding region: 1-531 (176 amino acids)
Molecular function (GO): GTP binding; GTPase activity
Source: RefSeq, a predicted model, not a curated record
AUGAUCAGCAAUGAAGUCUGUUUGCUUCUCGGAGCGACAGGUGUGGGAAAAACUCUGCUAAUGAAACGUCUUCAUAAAGUUAAUUUGCAUGGAUUAGGUGAAUUUGGGGCAACUCCUUCUACUCUGCCUACAGUAGGAACCAACCUUACAGACCUGACACUGAAGAGGAAGAAACUGACAGUGAGAGAGCUGGGAGGCUGCAUGGGCCCAAUAUGGCCGAGUUACUUCAAAGACUGCUCCUCUGUAAUGUUUAUGGUGGACUCAGCCAACAUUGCUCAGAUAUCCUCCUCCUGUAUCCAGCUGCUGUCAGUACUCUCUGCUGAGCCUCUGCGCAAUGCUUCUGUGCUUAUUCUCUUCAACAAGAGGGACAUGCAUUGCACUAUGAGCCUUGUAGAAGUAAAGUCACUGUUUCGAAUGGAUGACAUCAUUGCAUCUGCGACUCAGCCAAUCACAACACUGGAGCUCAGUGCCUGUUCUGGAGAAGGGCUUCAGGAAGUGCUAAGCUGGCUGGAGUCCAUCACAGUCAAGUGAUCUAUCAUACGUUUGUUCUUUGUAAAGUGAGGCUACUGUAAAAGGACCCUGAAUGAGGUCUCCAAGCCUUUGUGUGUAAAGACUGUUAAAACACAAUUUGAGAGGGUAUAAUGUGCUCAGUAUGCGUCAGCCCCUCAAAUCAAAAACACUGGACUCAAUGAAACCAUGGCAGGAGGUACAGUAUGACAUCAAAAACGACGCUUCAUCUUAAGCAUCAUAUGAAUGUAGCAACUGCCCAUCAGGGGAAUGGAAACAAUCUAUGUUAAAUCAUGGGAAGAUGGGGCCAGUGUGUCAUUGGCCACUUAACAGUUAUUUACUGUCAUACUAAAAAGGAUUUCUCUCAAUGAAACAUUC